Molecule: messenger RNA, 841 nt
Organism: Nymphaea colorata (pocket water lily)
Lineage: Eukaryota; Viridiplantae; Streptophyta; Magnoliopsida; Nymphaeales; Nymphaeaceae
Product: ubiquitin-conjugating enzyme E2 variant 1D
Exons: 4
Coding region: 194-634 (146 amino acids)
Biological process (GO): protein K63-linked ubiquitination; DNA damage tolerance
Cellular component (GO): nucleus
Source: RefSeq, a predicted model, not a curated record
GUGAAGCUCGACCAUUGAUGUCUAGAAAUACCUCUCUCUUGCCCCAACCUUUUUCGAGAGAGUGGUCGCUCCCCAUGGCGGUUGACCCCGCUUUAACCAGAUUAUAAAUCAUCCUAUCAUCUCCCAUCCUCAUUUAGUUUUGUUACAGCUUUAAUUGCAGGAGAGUGCAAGGAAGAAAGGAAGCAGAGACACCAUGACGAUUGGUUCUGGAGGAUCGGGCGUUGUGGUACCUCGAAAUUUCAGAUUGCUGGAAGAACUGGAACGCGGAGAGAAGGGCAUUGGAGAUGGGACUGUUAGCUAUGGGAUGGAUGAUGGAGAUGACAUUUACAUGCGAUCUUGGACGGGUACUAUCAUUGGUCCUCAUAAUUCUGUGCAUGAGGGUCGCAUCUACCAAUUGAAGCUGUUUUGUGACAAGGACUAUCCAGACAAGCCCCCGAGCGUCAGGUUUCAUUCACGAAUUAACAUGACAUGUGUCAACCAUGAGACUGGAGUGGUUGAGCCAAGGAAGUUUGGAAUUCUGGCAAAUUGGCAGCGAGAAUAUACAAUGGAGGAUAUCCUGGUACAGCUAAAGAAAGAGAUGGCGGCUCCGCAUAAUCGCAAAUUGGUUCAACCUCCUGAAGGAACCUUCUUCUAGAGAGGAGCUCUAUUUCUGUGAAAGCCAUGUCAUGCCGUUUCUGUUUGAGAGUCCACGUCUGAGAACACUGAAAUGCUCUGUAGUUUACUUGUGUCUCACAUUCAACGUUACGAGGGGCCGUGCUUCUUGUCAAAAGAACUGCUUGUCUUGCUUUUAUACAUUCAUAGAGAACUAAAAAGUUGGAAAAUGUUGGUUCUUGUUUUUUCC